AUGAGUAGCAAAGAUUUGAUGCCUGAAAAACCGGAAGAAAAAAAGAUGAGUAAAGAGGAAUUACUAGUCAGUUAUCGAAAUCGCCCGCUUACUAACAAAAAAAUAAAAAAAAUGAAAAGGACUAAACAACCCAAGCAAAAGAGGGAGAAAAGGAAGUAUGGCUUUUUGGCCCGGAUGAAGAAAAAUUAUACCGUAGUAGUAGCCCGCCGAAAAAAAGAGGAAACCGAAAAAUUUUUCUUAACUUUAAUAGGAGCGAGCCUCCAAGGGUUUCUUUUUAAUUUGGAUGGGGUAGUCACUACUCUCUUAAAAUCUCCUUUCGGUCAAAUAUGUUUUGUGAUUAAUAGGUCGGGUCUAAUGGCAGAAGAAGAAAAAGACUGGGUCAUCGAUGGUCUAACUGAAAUUAACGAACAAUGUAAGGAAACUCUAAAAAAAUUAGGAUUGUUGGCUCUCGUUAGCAAGUUGGGAAAAUUAUUGGAAGCAGUAUGA
Racocetra fulgida is the source of this 486-nucleotide messenger RNA. The record is from the annotation of a GenBank genome assembly. Lineage: Eukaryota; Fungi; Glomeromycota; Glomeromycetes; Diversisporales; Gigasporaceae.